Messenger RNA from Ilex paraguariensis (yerba mate), 1004 nucleotides. NCBI's taxonomy places the organism in Eukaryota, Viridiplantae, Streptophyta, Magnoliopsida, Aquifoliales, Aquifoliaceae. The record is from the annotation of a GenBank genome assembly.
AACUGAUCUGAUCCGCUACGAUAACGGGGAAGCUAAUUGAGAUCGAUAAGCAAACCGGCGAAUCAAUCUCAGUGAUGAAAUAAUCAGCAAGAAAAAAUGGAAGAAAGCCUUGAAAAACAUGCGAAAUCUCUAGCAGCUCCAAUCAUAUUCGUCGUCAUUAUCGCUUUACAGUUUGUCUCCCGAUACCUAGAACUACACAAGAAGAAAGGAUCGCCGAGUGAGGCGGAUAUUCAGUUGCGCGCCGAGAUUAAGCAACUCUUAAAGGAGGCAAGCGCGUUGUCCCAGCCUUCAACAUUUGCACAAGCUGCUAAACUUAGGAGGAUGGCAGCAGCGAAGGAGAAGGAACUCACGAAAAAUCAAGAGUUGCACAGCAAGGAGAUGAAAUUGUCAUAUGAUUCAUAUGUAAAAUUUCUUAUGAUAUCAAAGGUUUUUACAUAUUUUGUUCUGAUUUUGUGGUUUUGGCGGAUUCCUGUUGCUGCCGUUUCUGAGCAACUUGUGCAACCCUUUGGGAAGAUAUUAUCUUGGAGAGCUGGAGGUUCUUUGAACGACAAUGUCAUGGUUGGGAUCAUACCUUGGUUGGUAGUAUCUACCAGAGUUAGCAAAUUUCUUUGUCGAAAAGUGUUCAAAUAGGAAGAACAAGGGAUUUUUUAAGUGGAGAAGGAUUCAGAGCAACCUUUUGUUCCUUUUUGUGUCGCCCUGUAUUUAUCUUCAUUGUCAUUUUUCAGUAAGCUUGUAUGUAGAUUCAGUUCAGUUUAGUGAUCGGAAGAAUCAACCUCUUGUAAAACCUUUUCUCUAUGUUUACUGUCCAAAUGGAAGAAUGAGGUUGACUGGUGUAUAUUGAAUUUUUUUUUUUUGUCGGGUACUAUUACUGGGGAGAGGAACAACGAGUUUCAAACCCGGGAUCUAGUCCAACAGGGAUGAUAGCCAUUAGGCCAACUGUUAACCUUGUUGUAUAUUGAAUUUAUAUGCAUUAAUUUUAUGAUCUUUGGAAUUUGACAUCUUCC